Drosophila albomicans is the source of this 795-nucleotide messenger RNA. RefSeq names its product sodium channel protein Nach-like. The transcript has 4 exons. Gene Ontology annotation, cellular component: membrane. Lineage: Eukaryota; Metazoa; Arthropoda; Insecta; Diptera; Drosophilidae. Gene Ontology annotation, molecular function: ligand-gated sodium channel activity. Bases 88 to 795 code for a protein of 235 amino acids. The record is from RefSeq and is a predicted model, not a curated record. Gene Ontology annotation, biological process: sodium ion transmembrane transport.
UUCAACUCGGAAAUUGCUCAGGAACCAAAUAAUACCUGGCCAUGGUCAGUGGCUACUUCGGGUUUCAAUAGCGGGCUCAAUGUUAAGAUGAAUCGCAACGUGGGCGUGAAUCACCUGGAGAGAGUUGGUGUUAUAGUGCAGGAGCCAUCGCAAUAUCUGGGCACCAGUGUCACUUCCUCCUCGGAUGAUCGCAUUGUGAUUCCUUUGCACCCGAUGCGUUUCACGGCCGAAUCCGCUGUUAGAGCUCGUCCCGUGGAAAUGCGCUAUUGCUACUUUACAGAUGAACUGGAAAAGAAUGGUCAAAUGCGUUCUGAGUGCAUACAUCGCUGUCAUACUAAAUACAUGGAAAAGAAGUGCAAGUGCCACCUUGAUUUGAUCAUGCCGUAUCAAGAAAGUUCACUUCGCAAUUGCACCGUGAUGGAUUUGUCAUGUUUUGCCAAGUUCAAAGUAUCGUUUUUUUCUAUGAGCAACAUUAUCGAAGAGUCUCGAGAUUCUAUAUUCAAUACCACCAACUGCAAAUGUUAUCCCGACUGCAAUCACAUACAGUAUCAUGCAUCCACCUAUACGGAUCGUCUGGGUAGCGCCAAGAACGAUGGCCUUAUGGAGGUUGAUGUCUACUUUCAAGAGGAGACCCUUUUCUCUUAUUGCUCUACACUACAAAUAACUCUGCUCGAUUUGAUGGUUUCAUUUGGUGGCAUUGCAGGCUUGAUUUUAGGCUACUCUGUAAUGGGAUUCGUCACUGCCAUGUUGGAUCGCAUUGCCUGCUGUGCCAAACCCUCGUCCCGAUCACGUUAA